AUGCCACACUCGCCUCCACGAGACAAGGGCCGAUACUGCUAUGUGAAGCCCAGCUGCACUAAGGGCCGCGACGACGCUCCCAAGAUUCUCGGGGCGUUUACGGGAUGUAACGGUGGCGGCACACACAGCUUCAAGUUUGUUUUCCAGAACCAGUCGGUCUUCUGGAAGCUCGGCAGCAAAGACGUCAACAUCUACGGGGAUCUCGGCAAUGACAGGUCCAUCAUGGACGGGCCACGGCCAAGUGUACUGGGAGGAGAUUCAAACGAAAAAGAGCGUAAGCCGUCCCGGAUGGACUCCAGCGCUGGCCGUCUAAUGCAGCGACAUCAGCUCCUGAGAUCAAUGUUGCUCUCCUUCGAGGGUGUUGAGACAGCGACCAUGUCCCACCUUCGCAUGCGCAACCCGCCCAACUGGUUCAACUUGAUCGUCAAUAGCGCUGAUGUGGUCAUCGGCGACGUGGAUUUCCGGGCAACUGUGAGCCGACGCACAUAUAAGAACUUGACCCCUCAGGCCGGCAUGCUGGUCCGUAGUGCCCCAGACCGCUGCAGCAACAUCCGCGCUGAAAACGUCACCAUCACUGUUCCAAGUGGAAAGCCGCCUGUUUAA
Messenger RNA from Colletotrichum graminicola M1.001, 603 nucleotides. RefSeq names its product exopolygalacturonase. The record is from RefSeq and is a predicted model, not a curated record. NCBI's taxonomy places the organism in Eukaryota, Fungi, Ascomycota, Sordariomycetes, Glomerellales, Glomerellaceae. The transcript is spliced from 4 exons. Bases 1 to 603 code for a protein of 200 amino acids.